This is a messenger RNA of Dermochelys coriacea (leatherback sea turtle), 3611 nucleotides long. RefSeq names its product rhotekin (gene RTKN). Bases 405 to 1889 code for a protein of 494 amino acids. Lineage: Eukaryota; Metazoa; Chordata; Testudines; Dermochelyidae. Gene Ontology annotation, biological process: septin ring organization; signal transduction; mitotic cytokinesis. The record is from RefSeq and is a predicted model, not a curated record. Gene Ontology annotation, cellular component: actomyosin contractile ring. The transcript is spliced from 14 exons.
AGCCGGGCUGGGGCCGCCCGGCCGGGGCGCGGGCAGCGGGGAACCGGCGCCUGGAGGAGGCGAAGCUGGGCCCGUGGCUGGUGGCUGGGAAUCCGCUGACGGAGACAGCCGGGGGCCGGGGGAACGCGAGGAGGCAGCGAGCCCGCCCCACGUACCCUCUUGCUCUGGAGAGGCUGCACCAGGGCUCUGGGUGAGAUCGGGGAGCCCUGUCCUGUGCUGCUCGGCCAGAGCGGGGCAGAGCUCGGGGCACUGCUCGCAGGCACCUUGCACCUGACCCUCCAGGCGGGGGAGAGCGGGGACUGCAGGGUGGAUAUGGGCAUUGGCUGUGCCCUGGCGAGCAGGCACCUGUACAGGGGCACUGGGGCUGCCAGUGACUGGGCCGGGCCGGGGCUGUAGCGGGUUCCAUGGACACGACGGCGAGGGACAGGUUUGCAGAGAUGCAGGACAGGCUUCGGAUCCUUGAAGACCUCAACAUGUUGUACAUCCGGCAGAUAGCGCUCAGCCUGCAGGACACUGACAUCCAAAAGAAGAUUGACCAUGAGCUCCGGAUGCGCGAAGGCACCUGCAAGCUGCUGGCGGCCUGCACACAGCGGGAGCAGGCUCUGGAGGCAACCAAGAGCCUUCUGGUCUGCAACAGCCGCAUCAUGGCCUACAUGUCUGAGCUGCAGCGCAUGAAAGAGGUGCAGGUGGCGCAGAGGACGGCCCGGCGCCCCUCGGACGCUGGCCCCAUGGAUGAUCGCUUACCCUGCAGGGGAAAGGUCUGCGUGUCAGAUCUCCGGAUCCCCUUGAUGUGGAAGGACACGGAGUAUUUCAAAAACAAGGGAGACCUGCACCGCUGUGCCGUGUUCUGCCUGCUGCAGCUCGGCGUGGAGAUCUAUGACACUGAGAUGGUGCUCGUGGACCGGACGCUCACCGACAUCUGCUUCGAAAAUGGGGUCCUCUUCACGGAGGCGGGCCCGGACUUCGAGCUGAAGGUGGAGCUGUACAGCGUGGGGCUGGAGGAGGACUCUGCGCUCGGUAGCACCCCGAAGAAGUUGGCCAGCAAACUGAGCAGCUCGCUGGGACGCUCCUCCGGGAAACGGCUGCGUGCGGCGUUGGACGGGGCCCCGGGGAGCCCCGUGAGUAAUGGGGGGAGCAGCCCCCUCCUGCUGCCGGCCCCCAGCUUGGUGGGCCCCAAGUACCACCUGCUGGCCCACACCGCGCUCUCCCUGGCUGAGGUUCAGGACAGCUUCCGCACCCAUGACUUGGCCAUCACCAGCAAUGAGGAGAGCUCCUUCUGGCUGCCCCUCUAUGGCAGCAUGUGCUGCCGUCUGGCUGCCCAGCCCAACUGCAUGGCCCAGCAGAUGAUGUGCGGCUUCUUGAAAUUGCAACAGCAGAUGGGCGAGCAGCAGAGCUGGGCGCGGCUGUACUGCGUGCUGCGGGGCUCCAACCUCCUCUGCUACCGCGGGCCCCAGGACGCCGAGGCCCCGGUGGAGCCGGCGCUUACCAUCGCCAUCAACAAGGAGACGCGGAUCCGGGCCACGGAGAAGGACCCCAGGAACAAGCUGCAGAGCAUGUCGGUGACCAACCGCUAUGGGGGGGAGGAGGUGACGCACACGCUGCUGGCGGAGAGCCGGGCCGACACGCAGCGCUGGAUGGAGGCCUUCUGGCAGCACUUCUAUGAUCUGAGCCAGUGGAAGCAGUGCUGCGAUGAGCUCAUGAAGAUUGAGGUGCCGUCGCCACGCAAGCCCCCGGCCCUGCUGGCCAAGCAGGGCUCCCUGUACCACGAGAUGGCUCUCCCUGGCCCUGCGGUGCCCCCCUCGGCCUGCGAGGGGCUCCUGCUCCAGGAUAACGCUGCCUCCGCUGAGAUUCGGGCGCUUCUCUCCUCCUAUUACAGCGACAGCUAUUGAGCCUGUGGACGACAUUGAGGCCGUGACGGACAUCCUGACGCAGCGGGUGACGGCCCUCGAGCUGCGGUCGGACCUGGGCUGCCCCCCAUGGCUGUCUCUCUUCGAGGGGCCCCUGCUCAGCGCAUCCCACGCCAGCAUCACUUCCGACAGCGCCAGCCCCAGCCCCUCUCGCUCACGCCCGGCAUGGGGCCGGCCCCGCACGCUCUCCCUGGACGCCAGGCUCAGCACGCUGAAGGGGCGUGCUGGGAAAGGCCAGGCCCCUGCCCUGCGCCCGCUUGCUGGCCCCCCCCACACCAGCUCCUCCAGCAGCGGCAGCAACACCCCCGAGUCGGAGCGCCAGGGCCGCUGCCCCACCCGCCCCAAUCUGGAUCCACGUGGCUGUCUGCAGUCCCAGGUCUGAGCAGCAGGGGGCACCAGAGCUGGCACUUGCACCCUGACCAGGACAGGAGGUGACUGGAGGUGACGGGGGAGAUGCUCCCAGCAGGGGCCCCCUCAUGGCCCAGCCAGCCCUAUGGCCUCCCUGCCCCAGCCAGGAGUGCUGGGUUGCAGUGUCUGUUCUCCAUCCUGCACAGCGGCACCUCCCCACCCCGUCCUCCCGCUGAGCCCGUGCCCCAGGGGACAUCGCUCACGCAGGGCCAAGGGACCCCACCGGGCACUAGCUUGUGGGGAGACCACAGCAGGGCCCCCCUGUAUCCACCUGGGGCAUCCCUUGCGAGUUCCCUGGCAUCUGCUGGGGAGGGCUGUUAGGAACAACCGGCUGAGCCCCCAGCCUGGGGCCCGGGGCCUACUUGCUCCCCUGCCUGAGCUGAGACCUGAGCCAAGGGCCUGCCCAAGAGGUGCUGAGCUCACCCCCCAGUCCCCACUGACCAGACAGACACACAGGAAGUGGGGCAGCCUGUGGGCUGGUGCCCCCUCUCCAGGGUGGCCUUGUGCCCGUGUUGUGGGGAGGGGUGGUUGAGCUGUUCUCGAUCUAGCUUCAGAGCAAAGGCUGAACAGGGGAGGGGGCUUCGGGACAAAAAAAACUGGAAUUUUUUUGCCACAGGUGACAUUAAAGGGGAGGGGCCUGAGGAUUCCCAAAUUCCAGCUCUAACGGCUUUUCCUCACUUACUCUUACCAGCCCCAUCCAGCUGCUGCCCCCCAAAAACAGACCAGCUCCCCUGAAGGCGCAUGCAUAGCCCCUCCCCCCAUGGGGCUGUCUGUCUGGGGGAGGGAACUGAGGCUAUAGCCACUUCAUUAAUAUGCAUUAAAAUGUAUUUAAUGUUCCCAGUCUCUGAUUUGUAGAAGGGUGAUAGGGGAGGGGGGCAGGAUCAGCCCUGCCAGGGGUAGGUUGGUCACUGGGCCCCACCUGCCAUCACCCACCCCAUAAGCUUGGGCCCUGCAGGCAGCUUUGAUGUCACAGCUAGAGAGUCCGGUUAGUUUGGGUCCCAUGGGUCCGGCUAGCUUGGAGAGGGACACAACUCAGCCCCCACAGGGGGGAGCCCUGCCCCCUCGCCCCAAAGCAGGUCAGGUGGGGUUGGGUCACUCUCUGCUGGUGGGGUGCCCCCUGCUCAGCACCCGACAGCCUCCAGCCAACACCCCCCUCUAUUCCUUCCUGUGAGGCCAACCCGGGUACUGGGCCCCCCAUGACUCACCCCUGGCCCUGGUGAGAAUGGAAGGGUUGGGGGCUGUUUUGCUCACAGCUGCUGGGGGCUCAGGGGCGAGCGUUUGAGCCUUGUCCCUAGC